Sesamum indicum (sesame) is the source of this 1358-nucleotide messenger RNA. It is a transcript of the gene UCP3, whose product is annotated as Mitochondrial substrate carrier family protein. The record is from RefSeq and is a predicted model, not a curated record. Gene Ontology annotation, biological process: transmembrane transport. Lineage: Eukaryota; Viridiplantae; Streptophyta; Magnoliopsida; Lamiales; Pedaliaceae.
UCAUCGCAUUGGAAUUCGGAUUCAAUUGAGAUCCGAACAACUCCUGAACGGCACCGUUGUAGGCUGAGCAGUCGGAAUGAACGCCGGCGACCGUGACGUCAAAAAGAUCCUACUGACGUCACUCUCCGCGAUGGUGGCGGAGACUGCGACCUUCCCCGUCGACCUGCUGAAAACUCGUCUCCAACUCCACGGCGAGUCAAUACAGUCGGUUCGCCCAGCCUCCGCUUUCAGAAUGGCGUUGGAUGUCACUCGGACUGACGGCGUUUUGGGGAUGUACAAGGGCUUAUCCCCAGCUAUUUUCCGGCACAUGUUCUAUACUCCGAUUCGGAUCGUCGGGUACGAGCAUUUGCGCAACUCUUUUGUACAGUCCUCAGAUAAUUCACUUCCCUUUUACAGCAAAGCAGUAAUUGGUGGGAUCUCUGGCGCGAUUGCGCAGGUAAUUGCGAGCCCUGCUGAUCUCAUCAAAGUAAGGAUGCAAGCAGAUGGUCGUUUGGUGAGCCAAGGUAUCCAGCCCCGAUACUCAGGGCUGUUUGAUGCUCUAAACAAGAUUGUUCGUGCUGAAGGAUUUUUGGGCCUCUGGAAAGGUGUUUCCGCCAAUGUCCAAAGAGCAUACUUAGUAAACAUGGGAGAAUUAGCCUGUUAUGAUCAUGCCAAACGAUUUAUAAUUGAAAAACAGAUUUGUAAUGACAACAUAUAUGCGCACACUCUAUCUUCCAUUGUGUCUGGUCUUUCAGCUACUGCAUUGAGCUGUCCAGCUGAUGUAGUUAAAACUAGAAUGAUGAAUCAAGUCGCUGGGGUAGAAAGCAAGUUUAAAUACAAAAACUCCUAUGAUUGCCUCAUGAAGACUGUCAGGAUUGAGGGAUUGAAGGCAUUGUGGAAGGGAUUCUUUCCUACUUGGGCUAGGCUUGGUCCUUGGCAGUUUGUGUUCUGGGUGUCCUAUGAGAAAUUCCGAUGGAUUGCUGGCCUACAAUCCUUCUAAUAAGUCCUCUAUUGGAUCCUGAAUAUGUGCACCCUUGUAUGAGUUACUACUGAGCUGCACAUAGGCAACAGAGUACACUGCUUCACACCAUUUUGUAGUUUUGCGUUCCGCAGUCGGUCUGUUUUUUUCCUAUUCAUGCAGAAUUUCGAUCAUUUUUUGGUCAAAUAACAACAUGCUUAAUCUUCUGGGUUAAAGAAAAUGUAUGGAAAGCUGACUUGGUUAGGAAGGCUGAUAAAACAGACUAUAUAUCAACAGAGUACAUAUCUUAUUAUCUUCAUUCUUUUCCCAAACUGUCAAUGUUCUUGCUCUAAAUCUGAAUUACUCUACUUGUUGGCCAUAUUGGGACAUAAGUUGCUAUCUUAGUUCAUUUGUGCUGUGA